AUGGCCUCAGCGGCCGCCUUUUGGGAGUACUUGCGCAUUAAGGGGUUGUCAGAUGUAGCUCCGGCAUGUGUGCGGGCAGAGGCCCUUAGUAUCGAUGCUGUGAGGGAGAGAUCGCACUUCCUGGAGCGGGAGGGCGUGCAAAGAUGGCAGCUCGAGUUGCUGCUUGCGGCUCCCACCUCCGGGGGUUCCCAGUUGGCCUUGCCUAGGCAGAGGGAGGAUCUGCCUCCUAUCCGUAAACGGAAACGAGCAUCGUUUCAGGAUGCCAUCGCUGCGGCAGCGCCUGCAGAGAGAGCCCAAGCAUUGCAGGAGCUUGAUGAUGAGAUUUUGGCCAAGACCACAGUCGGCCCGAUGGAGAGCAGGCUGUUGGUGUGGCGCAGGCUGUGUGAAGCCUGGGAGGUCCCCAGUUUUCCUCUGGACGAGAAGAACAUAAGGGCCAUUGGUGCUUCGCUGAAGCGGGGGCGGUAUCGUAGUGCUGCCCAGUAUUAUUCAGCGGCCAUUUCGUUUCAGGCUAGGCGAUUACACAUGCCGGUUCAGCCGUUCGCCAGGGCCAUGAUCAAGGACUGCAUCAGAUCGAUCAAGCGGGGAUUCUUUCAGCUUGUAGCGCUGGCUCCUUUUGUUCUUGAAGGGUCCGAGUACGAGGCCUUCUCUUGGGCCUCCCUUCCUGCAGCGAUUGACGCAUUGAUAGUGGCCAGUUACUGGUGCCUUCGUGAAAUUGAAAUGGCGGGGGCGGAUGGGUCCCAUUUGUACUUCCGAGAUGGCAUGGUUCAUUUGCUUCUCCCUGUACAUAAGACUGCCACGCAGGGUUCCUUGACGGAGAGGAGUCCGGGGUGCGGUUGCGCAGUUCGGCGCCAACCGCUAUGCCCGUAUCACGCUGCACAGCGGCACCUCCAACGAUUGAAGAUAUUGCAGGGAUCCUUGAAUCUCAAUUCGAUCCCCCUCUUCCCCAGUGACUCCGGCAAGGUGCUGCCCAAGGAUCACGUGGUGCAGUUCAUCAGGCGGACUUUGCAAGCAGCGGGGAUUACCACAACUCGUCAGGACGAGGUCGGACAACAAGUCGAACGAUUCGGUGGCCACGUCCUCAGGGUCACUGGCACACAGCAUCUGUACCUUUUGGGCCUCAGAUGGGAUUUAGUACAGCUACACGGGACAUGGUCAUCUGAUGCCAUCCAAAGAUAUCUUCAGGCCGCUCUUCUGCUGCAGGUGCCAGGGGUCGUCGCUCAGGCAUUGUCGGCAGGGCCACAGCAGAUGACCACAGCUGCUACCAGCCCGGUGACAGGGCUAGAGGGCCUGGGGGCACAGGGCGGGCAGGCUUCAGUGAACCCUGCUGUGGAUUCGUGUGCUCCACCUAUCGCUGAUUCUCCUUUGGCUGGGGGGAGCUCCCCUCGAGACGUGGCUGCUUUGCGGGUCCAGUUUAGAUCGCUGACGGAAGGAGCCGAAGAAACUGAGACACUCAUUCCGGCUACGGGCUGUGGCAUUCUCUACGGAAAUGCUCGAUUUUUCCGCACGCGUGCGGAUCGCCCAGAAUGGGCCAAGUGCAAGCGUUGUUUUCCUCCGGAUAGUGUGCCUGUGGAGGGCGCAUUGGACGGCUCAGAGUCCGAGGGGGCCGACCCGAGCUCCCUCGAUUCCUCUUCGUCUUCGCGUAGACUCAUAGUUGAGAGACAGUUGGGCUUCCGGGGUUCCUUUGGAGGUUGGGGGACUUGUGCUGCUAGCCAGCUGUCGAUUGCCAGGACCUUGGACUCCCGAUUGCAUCUCAUUUUCGAGCGGGCCAUUUUGCGGGCAGCGUGGACCAUGCUGUGGAGGCAGGAUGAGCCUGUCAUGCACAUGUGGUGCUUUUUGAAAUUUGGCCGGGACGGUUGGCUCCCGGCAGGCCCGGUGCGAGGGCGUCUCGACUUUGGGACAUCGGGCCGGACUUUAGCAGCUCUGGCUCCAGAUGACUCGAAAUUCAGAGAGAUUUUCGUGGACCCCCUACUCAGUGGUUUCAAGUUCACAGGUGGCACCUUGCAGGUGAGCGAGCCGGACAAACCUAUAGCUGCCGCGGUCAUGUUGUACAUGAGACAGCUGGCGAUCAAGGAGCAGUCGACGGCGCCAUCAGCACCAGCCGGUGCAACGAGGCUAGCCGGCACCCCGACACCGAAGUCACCAUCAGCUACGCCUUCCGAUGAUAAGGUUCCCCGGACUCUGCCACCGGGGGUGUGGGCUGACAAGAUCAAGAGAUACGAGGCGAUCACGAUCAACGGCCGGAGCCGGUCUUUUCCACAGAAGGCGCUUCUGGGAGAUGAGGCUUCAUUGGCCAAACUUUGGCAUCAGCUUAUGGUGAGCAGAGCCUUCUCUCCAUUGCCAUUGGGCGAGCUGAUGAGCAGGAGGAGUUUCGACGCUACGGGGGGCGUCAAUGCCCUCUCCAAGCGCAAGGCCAAGAAUGAGCUUGUCGUUGACGUGGACCGGUUGGUGGCCGAGGAGCAGGACGAGAGCUGGGAGGUCUAUGUUGGCCGUGCAGGACGCCCUCAAUGCACUAAGAUGGGCCUACGUGCUGUUGGACUCUUCGACAUCCUCAUCCAGCGAGCUCGGCAGCGGCCCCAGCAGUUGGAGAACUUCCGGGCCUACUACGAGUCGACCUUGUGGCAGUUGUGCACGGAGCUUCGCAGCGGGCGAACGUUUGCCGAGGCGGUGGCUGUUGUGAGAGAUGAUGUGCACCUUUAUCAGGAGGUCAUGGCCAAGACGUCUUCAUCCCCUUCCAAGGCCGGGUUGGACAAGAAACGGAAGCAUGAGGAGUCCCCGAACAAGCCGGACAACAAGCGUCAGCAGGCGGACAAGUGGCGCCAGCAGGGGGACCAGUCGGGCAAGUGGCAGCAGCAGCGCUGGCGCCCUCCACCGGUCAGGCUUGCACCCACUCCGAAGUACAAGGUGACGCCGGCGAUGACACCACAGGAGCCGGCAUCCUCGUCGUGGCAGGGCUCAGUGGAUGCUCCGACUUCAGGGGGAUCCUCGAGGAUGACACGACGCUCAUCACCUACGGUGGGCCACUCCGACGAUGUGGCCAAGCCGCCACCACCAUCUGCUUUGAUCCCCAAGGAGCCGCCGUUCCCUCCGCCACCACCUGGCAUUCGGGCGCCGCCCCCACCUCCUCCUGAGGACGGGACGAUCGAGAUCAUUCACCUCGACUUUUUCUCGGGCAUCGGCACAGCUUCCAUUGCGUUGCAGCGCCUCAUGAAGCCGAUCAGGUGUACUUUUCAGUGGGAGAUUGAUGAGGCGGUCAUCAGAGUAGCCAAGCGGGCCACUCGGAAACUGGUCGUGUCGCACCGGGGCAACAUCAAGGAUGACGACCCAGCGGCAGUGGCCAAGGCAGUCUUGGCGGUCAGGGGCGGUGAGAAUGACAUCAUUUUGAUCACGGCAGCCGCUCCGUGCCCCGACUUCAGCCGGCUACGAGCUGAUCCACAGGGCCGAGAGGGCCCCUCGGGUCAGCUUUAUGUGCAUUUUACGGAAUUCCUGAAGAAGCUGGUGCAUCUGCUGCCCGGGCGCAGGGCUUGCCUGGUUUCGGAGAAUGUGGUGAUGCAGGCGGGGGGCGAUAUUCAGUUCUUCAGUAAGGAGCUCAAGGCAGAGGCUGUGAUGAUUGACGCAGCUGACUUCAAGCUGGUCAGUCGCCCCAGGCUUUGGUGGACUUGGGUGUCAUGGCAGGAGGUCAAGCGUUAUCCGGGCACGACAGAGCCGCUGCCCAAGCUUAAGGUGCCAGCGGAUUCUGCACGGGACGUGCAGCCCCAGGGAUUGCGGUUCCAUCAGUCGGUCCUUGAUGGGACCCAUAUUCUGCCCUGCCUCACGACUCCUGCGCUGACGGAGGCAGGGCGUGAGCCUCCAAAGAAGAUGAAGUCCAAGAUCGACAGCGCCACACGACAGCGGUGGCUGGAGGGGCACCGACAAUGGGGCCCAUGGAACUACGAGCCACAGAACAUGCUCACGGAUAGUCGCGAUUGCUAUCACCUUCUACCGGCGGAGACCAAGGAAGGUUUGCAUCAUCUGGAUAUCGGGAUCACGGUGUCCCCUCACAUCACCGAGAAAGACCGACACCGUCUACUCGGUAACAGUUGGCAUGCCGGUGUAGCCCAGCAUGCAAUCGAUUUUGCAUUGCGUUAUGGUGUCAUCCAGCUUCCGGGUCCCUUCGGUGCGCGAGGGGCCGACACGUCCCAGUGGAGGGACCUUUCGUCGGCGGCAAAGAGUGCCGCGGCUGAGCCGUUGUCCAUGCGGAGGGCGCCAGAAAUGAAUGUACAUGCGCAUAUGGUGCCGGUUGAGAGCAUGUGGGAACAUUCGUUUGAGUCCUUUCGAGCGGUGCACCCCAUUCUGAUUGCACCCCAACUGGACCGAGGUCUGGAAAUCACCAUUGCCCGGCUAGUAGACAUGGGCCCGGAAAGGUUUUUAACAUUUCGGGAUCGGGUUUUGGCUGACGUUCGCAACCUUCGAGAUUCCAUGCACGAGGAGACAUUGCAGUGGCAUGCCGGGCUUCCGCAACAUACUCGUCGAGCCUACACUUUGCCUGACGGUUACAUUGUUCAGAUCCCUCCGUUUAUCGCAUUGCUCCGAGGUUGUGGCUACAAGGACUGCGAAUCCCUGGAAGAGGCCUUGACUGUUGGUUUCCCAGUUACGGGCCGCUUGGAGCGGUCUCCGGGAUGGCGCAUGAGGCUGGAUGAUCGUUACUCUGCCCCCAUUUGUGACUCUGCAUUUAAAUCUUUGAAUCACGGAUAUGUGGUGGAUAAGCUACAACGGGGGCGAGUUGACCCAGCGUGGCACACCCUGUUACAGGAAGUGUUGCAGGAAGUUCAUCUGGGUCGCAUGCGAGGGCCCUUUCAGGCACCGUCUCAUUGGCCGAGGCGCUGCGUUUCAGUACACUCUCACUCCGGCUUUGAACAUUGCAUUCCUUUGGAGGCGCAUGACAUAAGGGUUGCCGGGGCCUUUUCGGUAACUCAGACAGGCAGUGAUGGUCAGAAGAAGGUUCGACGGUGUGAAGAUUACCGUCGGAGCUUUCACAACUCCACUAUCUUGGCUGAGGACGUGCCGGCACAUGAUACCAUUCAGACUUAUGUCGGAGUACUGCAGGCUUUGCACAACAAGGGUCUGUGGGCAGCUUAUCGACAGUUUCCGCUCAGGAAUCCCAACGAGGCCUUUACACUUUUGGCACUUUUGGCUACGCCCACUGGUCCGACGCUCUGGAAUCAUUCGGUUUUGCCUUUCGGGGCAACUUCAUCAGUUUGGUGUUUCAACGGCUGUGUCGAUGCUUUGGGAUUUCUGGCGCGGUGCAUAUUGUUGAUUUUAAUCAUUCACUACGUGGAUGAUGUUGGAGGACCUGAUGCGGCCUUCAGUGCACAAUCCAGCUUUCGGGUCGUUCAGGCUUUGCAACAGGCCUUAGCAGAGGAUUCACUUGAGCCUGACGUGGCUCAGAAACUGGCAGGGAAAUUGAAUUUCCUGCAGUCGACGCUGUUCGGGCAGGCCGGGGCAGCAGCGCUCCGCCCCCUUUAUGCAAGGGGUCACGAGACGAAGCACGACGCCAGCUGCGGUCUCAAGGGAGCCUUGCGAUGCUCCAUGAAGUUCUUGAUUCGGCUUCUCACUAAUUUUACCCCACGAUGGUUUCCGUUUAACCAUGCUUCCAUUGAAAAGGCGGUCGUGUAUGCUGACGCAUUUUUCCAGUUGGGCGAUGCGAAAUAUGGCCUUUCAGAUGAGCCUCCCACGACUUGGCACUCCCGGUCAUCUUGCAUGUGCCACAGCGGCUGGGGUUUCAUUGUUCGUACAACUUCAGGCGUACGCUAUGGUUUUGGUUCGGUGCCCGCUGAGGUGUUAUCUUUCUUCACUUCACGUAAGGCAUUUAUUUAUGCUUUGGAAAUCAUGGCACAGAUCGUGGCAGCUGUAUCGUGCCAUGAGAUUCUCUGCCCAUAUUGGCUGGGCUUUUGCGACAAUUCUGCGGGGAAGGCGGCUUUGGCUGGCUUUGGCUAG
This is a messenger RNA of Symbiodinium sp. CCMP2592, 5973 nucleotides long. The record is from the annotation of a GenBank genome assembly. Lineage: Eukaryota; Dinophyceae; Suessiales; Symbiodiniaceae.